Molecule: messenger RNA, 465 nt
Organism: Cylindrotheca closterium
Lineage: Eukaryota; Bacillariophyta; Bacillariophyceae; Bacillariales; Bacillariaceae
Source: the annotation of a GenBank genome assembly
AUGCAGAGAACCAGCACAAGGCAUUUGCCCGACAACGAAAAACUUCAAAAUAGCAAAGAAAUGAUUCAGAAGAGCAGUAAAGGGAACGAGCAAACGAUUGCUAAGUUGGAAGCAAAGCUUGCUUCGAUCAAGGAACGAGAGGAAGAGCUCAAGGUAUCUAAGGAAGAAUUGAAAGGAGCUCAAAUCUGGAAUGAAAAGCUUCAAAAGAACAACAGACGGCUUCAAUCCAGUAUUGAAGGGAACGAACAGAUGAUUGCCAAGUUGGAAGCAAAGCUUGUUUUUACGAAGGAGCGAGAGAAGGGCCUUGAGGAACAUUCGAAACAACACGAAAAUGCGCAUGAGUCUUUGGCAAAGAAAUAUCGAGCUUUCGAGGUUAAGCUUCAGGAUGCCAAAGAUUGCUUUGAGAAUGAAGCAAAACGAAGGCAGCAGGUUGAGGACCAAAUUGAAUCCAUUCUUGCAAUGUAG